CUUCCUCCAGCGUCGCUAGACACACUGUCGUUUCUGUGUCGACACUCACGGCAGUGAUUACCCCGUAAUUAUCCAGUGCAGAGUGGAAGUGUUUAGCUCAGGAGAGCACAUACGUGAUCCUCAGCAGUGCGCAGCAGCAAACACAACCCGUGAUCGUAGGAGUCCAGAGCGCUCGUCUGCGCGCCGUCCAACGGACCAGCAACCAUGUAUCCCACAAUGAUGGAGUCGAUGCCCGUGUCUUACGCCAGCACCAUGGGCGGCAUGAUGGGGCAUUACUUUGGCACCGGGAGUGCAGCAGCCAUGGGCGUGGGGCAGAUUCCCCCCUCGCACCACACGAACCCCCAUGGGCAGCAACAGCCCCCUCAGCAGCCCCCGCAGCAGCCGGAGGCCAGCCACCCCCAUCAGCAGACAACCCACACCUCUCACACACCUGCGCAGAACACACCUGAGGCACUAACAGCAAGCAACCCUCAUCUCCGCCAGGCCGCCCUCGUCACCCCCGUGUCGACGCCUUCGCCCGCGGACUCUACGGCUUCAGGAUGCUCCCCAAGCGGCUCCUCCCAGAAGAAGGAGAACGGCUCCAAGGAGGACCACAUCAAGCGCCCCAUGAACGCCUUCAUGGUGUGGUCGCGCAUGCAGCGCCGCAAGAUCGCGCAGGACAACCCCAAGAUGCACAACUCGGAGAUCUCGAAGCGCCUCGGAGCUGAAUGGAAACUCCUGACGGAGGCCGAGAAGCGCCCCUUCAUCGACGAAGCCAAGAGGCUCCGCGCCCAGCACAUGAAGGACCACCCCGACUACAAGUACCGCCCCCGCAGGAAGCCCAAGACCCUGAAGAAGGACGGCUACCCCUACAGCAUCCCUUACCCUGCAGUCUCCAUGGACCCCCUGCGCGGAGGCCGGGAGGGGGGAGGGGCUAACUACGGCUCCAUCAUCACUGCUGCACACAUGGCCGCCGCCGCCGCAGCUGCAGCUGCCGCCCAACAGCAGCUCACCACACAGACGUCGCAGGCCAGCCCCGUCGGCUACGGCUACGACGCCUCCAAGUACAGCAGCUACAUGACCGGAGCCUCGGGUUACCCCAUGAGCAUGUACGGAUCCGCCGCCGCCUCCGACCCAAAUACGGCGAUGCCAGCAAGGCGCAGCUGCGGCUGCCCGCGUCCGCCGUCGGAGGCUACGAAGCCGCCAAGUCGUACCUGGACAGCAGCAAGUAUCUGUCAGACAAGUACGGCCUGGAGAAGCCCACCUCGUACCUGGACAAGGUCGCUCAGGAGCCCAAGGACACAGAGAUGAAGAGCGCCUCGCCAGGCGUGGGCGGCGUCAACCCGGGCUCCAUGGGCGGCUACGGGUCGGCCGCGGGCGCCCUCAGCAACUACUACAGCCAAGCAGCAGGCAGCUCGGCCUUCCAGCCCUCCGGAGCCCUGAGCCAGGGCGUUCCCUCCACCAUGGCCGGCCUGCUGCAGCCGUCGCAGGUGGCCUCGUACACCAACGCUCAGUACCCCCCCGUCGGGGCCGACUACCGGAGGCCUUUGUCCGUGAUCUUCUAGAGCGCGCGCUGCGUGACCCGACGGCGGAGGAAAGCUGUUCUUGUUGACUGUGUGUGGUCAGUGCAGUGGUAGUUGGACCCCUUCCUGUACAUACCUAGUCACGGGGUCCUUGUACAUAUGUAAAUACGGGCAUGUUAGACGUCUUUCACGGAAUUUAUUUAUGCAAGUGCCUGGAUGUUGCUGUUGAUCUUGUUGGUUGAUGCUUACUGAGUUCCUGUCCACAGUACAAGCUAAGAGGAGUGCCUGGGAGAGCCAGAAAACCAUUGUAUUCGGCAAUGCGGUAUACCUAGAAGUGCAUGAACAAGUUAGACCAAAAAAAAACAAAAAUUCCCCACAAAAAAAUUAAAAACACCGACAACAAUUACUGCUUGUUGGAAAGAGAAAGAAGGCUCUCGGUUUGUUAGAGAAGGUAUAGAAGUGUAUUCCCUGGUACAAUUACAUAGAUCUGCUUUCGGUUGUGUGGUGUUGUUAAGCGUAAAAAUACAUUCUUUUUGUUGCAUGGUUCCCAACGCGAGCCUCUUGUUGUGGGUGCGCCUUGACCGCCCUCUGCCCAGUUAUGUUCCUAGCCCAAGUGCUGCCAUCUGCAGGCGUGUCUGCGAACACUCGUGAUGGAUUCAGCUGUAACAACGGGUUCUCUCAUGUAGUUAUAUAUUCAUCAAUAAAUUAAACCUAAAUGAA
Penaeus vannamei (Pacific white shrimp) is the source of this 2222-nucleotide messenger RNA. The record is from RefSeq and is a predicted model, not a curated record. NCBI's taxonomy places the organism in Eukaryota, Metazoa, Arthropoda, Malacostraca, Decapoda, Penaeidae.